Trifolium pratense (red clover) is the source of this 3402-nucleotide messenger RNA. RefSeq names its product mediator of RNA polymerase II transcription subunit 25. The coding region runs from base 440 to 3046 and encodes 868 amino acids. Gene Ontology annotation, biological process: positive regulation of transcription by RNA polymerase II. The record is from RefSeq and is a predicted model, not a curated record. Lineage: Eukaryota; Viridiplantae; Streptophyta; Magnoliopsida; Fabales; Fabaceae. The transcript has 14 exons. Gene Ontology annotation, cellular component: transcription regulator complex; mediator complex.
AUUUGAAACGUUGAUGUUGUGGAAUUUGAAGUGUGUUCGUUAAAACUCUAACAAUUUGUGAGCUGAGAAACGAAACGCUUCCCGUGGUGGCCACUCCAGUCCUCCUCCGUGGUGGCCUUCCAUAAUCAAUAAUCAACAAGAUUACUAAACUAAACCCAUUGAUUGAGUCGCAUCAAAACAAAGAAACUAUUAUUAUUAUUAUUUUAUACUUUUUACUACUCAAAAUCAAUUUAUUUCUUUCUUAUGCUUCUUAAUCAAUUCAUUCCUACCACCUUCCAUCUACGCAAUUUCCCAACGCUUCUUCUUUUUCUCUUUUCUUCUUAUAUAUAAAUAAAUAAAACCCCAAUUUCUCUUCUUCACUCACACCACACCAACACUAUAACCUAAAUAUUAUUACUCUCUUUCGUUCUCGUUCUUCAAAUUCUGCUUUUGCCUCACCAUGGCAGAGAAACAGGUCAUCGUCGUUGUCGAAAGCACCGCCGCUAUGGGACCUUACUGGGACACUCUUCAAUUGGAUUAUCUCCAUAAAAUCGUCAGGUGCUUCGGUGGUAACGAGUCAACUGGGCAGAAGCCUUCUGUUUCCAACGUUGAGUUUGCCCUAGUCACCUAUAAUACUCAUGGGUGUUAUUCUGGUAUCCUCGUGCAACGAACCGGCUGGACAAAAGACCCAGAUGUUUUCUUACAGUGGCUAUCAUCUAUACCCUUUUCUGGUGGAGGUUUUAAUGACGCGGCAAUUGCUGAAGGGCUCGCUGAAGCUUUAAUGAUGUUCCCCCCUUCUCAAAGUGGAGGCCCAAAUCAGCAGAAUGUGGAUAUGCACAUGCAUUGUAUCCUUGUGGCAGCCAGUAAUCCUUACCCAUUGCAGACACCAGUAUAUGUUCCGCAACUGCCGAGUCUAGAGCAGAGUGAAUCCAUUGACUCAGACCCAGGGAACCAAUUAUAUGAUGCUGAAGCUGUUGCUAAAGUGUUUCCGCAGUUUUCUGUUUCUCUAUCGGUCAUCUGCCCAAAACAACUUCCCAAAGUUAAAGCCAUCUACAAUGCGGGAAAACGAAAUAAUAGAGCUGCUGAACCACCAGUUGAUCCUAAAGCCACUCAUUUUCUUAUUUUAAUAUCAGAAGGUUUCAGGGAAGCCCGUGGUGCCUUGAGUCGUUCUGGAACGAACUUGCCUUCAAAUCAAAGUCCUGUAAAAGUAGACGUUGUAUCUGUCACACCCGUUACAGGGGCACCCCCAACUUCAUUGCCAUCAGUGAAUGGAUCUAUUACAAACCGGCAGCCAAUACCUGCUGGGAAUGUGACUCCUGCUACUGUGAAAGUGGAGCCAGUUCCUGUAACUUCCAUGGUAAAUGGACCAGCUUUUCCUCAUAAUCCGUCAGUUCCGCGUGUUACUAGUAAUGGUCAAGGAAUUCCAAGCUUGCAGACAUCUUCUCCAUCUUCUGUUUCUCAAGAUAUUAUGACAAAUAAUGAAAAUGCACAGGAUACAAAGCCUACAGUGUCAAUGUUGCAGCCAUCACGGCCUGCGAAUCCGGCUCAAGCGAAUGUGAACAUUUUGAAUAAUCUCUCUCAAGUACGACAGGUAAUGAACUCUGCCGCUUUAAGUGGCGGAACUUCUAUGGGACUUCAGUCAAUGGGCCAGACUCCUGUUGCCAUGCACAUGUCAAACAUGAUAUCUAGUGGAACGACAUCUUCUGGACCUACAGGUCAAAAUGUAUUUUCAUCCGGACCGCCAGUAAUGACUAGUUCUGGAUCUCUUACUGCUUCUGCACAGGUCGGACCAAACUCAGGUCUUGCUUCAUUAACGUCAGCCACUUCUAAUUUGACUUCAAGUCCAAACAAUGGGACUUCACAACCAUUAGCUAAUCUUCAAGGAACUGUUAGUAUGGGACAACAGGUUCCCGGUAUGAACCCAGGAAACCUUUCAGGGGCCCAAAUGGUGCAAGGCGGAGUUAACAUGAACCAAAAUGUAAUGAAUGGCCUCAAUCAAUCAGGUGUCUCUUCUGGAACUGGCGCAAUGAUUCCCACUCCUGGAAUGCCUCAACAAGUACAAUCAAGCAUGCAGCCGCUUGUGAAUAAUGCAGCUGCUGCUAAUAUGCCUUUGUCCCAACAGACGGCUUCUUCACAAUCAAAAUAUAUAAAGGUCUGGGAGGGAAGCUUAUCAGGACAAAGACAAGGACAGCCAGUAUUUAUCACCAAACUCGAAGGUUACAGGAGUUCUUCUGCAUCUGAAUCACUUGCAGCUAACUGGCCUCCUGUUAUGCAAAUAGUUCGGCUUAUAUCUCAGGAUCACAUGAAUAACAAGUAUGUCCUUAUUUCAAUUUGUAUUAUUUUAAUAUGUAUUGGUCUCUUUAGGUUUAUUUUGUUCCUAGAAUUUUGUUCUGUAGCUGUGCUAAUUUUGUAUGAUAUGAUUAGACAAUAUGUAGGAAAGGCAGAUUUCCUAGUUUUUCGGGCAAUGAAUCCGCAUGGUUUUCUUGGUCAGCUGCAAGAAAAGAAGCUGUGUGCAGUUAUUCAAUUGCCAUCACAGACGUUGCUACUAUCUGUUUCUGACAAAGCCUGCCGCUUGAUUGGGAUGCUUUUUCCUGGGGAUAUGGUUGUAUUUAAGCCACAAUUGUCCAGUCAGCAGCAGCAACCAAUGCAACAGCAACAAAUGCAACAGCACCAGCAGAUGCAAUCGCAACAGCAGCAUCUUCCACAAUUGCAGCAGCAGCAGCAGAUGCAGCAACAGCUACAACAGCAACAGCAACAGCAACUUCCUCAGCUGCAACAACAGCAGCAGCAGCUUUCCCAGCUUCAACAGCAGAUUCCACAAAUCCAGCAACAACAGCAACUCCCUCAACUCCAACAACAGCAGCUUUCACAACUGCAGCAGCAGCAACAACAGCUGCCGCAGUUACAGCAACUGCAGCAUCAACAACUUCCUCAGCAGCAACAGAUGGUUGGGGCCGGAAUAGGUCAAACCUAUGUUCAAGGACCUGGACGCUCACAAAUGGUUUCUCAGGGACAGGUUUCAUCACAAGGAGCUACAAACAUUGGUGGAGGGAAUUUCAUGAGUUAGGUCAUUUUUGGAUUCAGUUUCCCCAAGAUUGACACAGCACAGGUUGUGUUUUGGGGAUUAUAUUUAUUUUAUAUUUUGGCAGGCACAUCAGUGUGAACAAGAAACUUAUGUUCGUAGGGUACUAGCAUGCAAUCUCAAGUACUUGGCUCAUAAUUUAUGGUAGACAGUGAUAGGCUUGGGUCAUAUAAUAACGGUAUAUGGUCAUACCAUUUCUUUAGCCAUUGAGCCAUUAAAAACUGAUAGGCUGUAUAUAUUGAGAGCAUGCUAUAAAUUCAUUGGGUGUAUUAUGGAUACAAAGUUUAGAAUAUGUUAAACAACCUAUAUAGUUGUACAAUGCAAGUCACAAAUUAUUGUCA